This is a messenger RNA of Archocentrus centrarchus (flier cichlid), 962 nucleotides long. RefSeq names its product prodynorphin (gene pdyn). Gene Ontology annotation, cellular component: plasma membrane; dendrite; axon terminus. The record is from RefSeq and is a predicted model, not a curated record. The transcript is spliced from 3 exons. Gene Ontology annotation, biological process: neuropeptide signaling pathway; sensory perception; chemical synaptic transmission. Lineage: Eukaryota; Metazoa; Chordata; Actinopteri; Cichliformes; Cichlidae. The coding region runs from base 100 to 789 and encodes 229 amino acids. Gene Ontology annotation, molecular function: opioid receptor binding.
GGAGAAACGAGUGUCGGAGGGCGGACAGUGAGCAGUUUGUUGGUGGAUGCGCCUCUGCGACUCUGAACAAGGCUGGAAGUAUCGAUCCGAUUCCUGAGAAUGGAGUGGUAUGUGCUGCUGCUGAUGCUGAGCCUGCCGCCCUCCAUCCACGCAGACUGCUCCUCUCAGUGUGAGAAAUGUGCGCAGCAGCUCCUCGGCCCUGGUGCAGCCUACAGCAGCCUGUCCUGCAGCGCGGAGUGCGAGGGCCAGCCGGAGAGCUGCAGCCAGGCUCCGCGGCUGGCGGACUUCAGUCAGGAUGAGGCUGCGGAGGAGGAGGAGAGCCAGCAGGCGGAUCUGGUCAAACGCUACGGCGGCUUCAUCAAGAGGAUCGACAAGAACAAGAACAAAAUCUUCAGCUCUCCAUGGCGCGACAAUUACAUAUUGAAAGCUGUCUCGCUGCCCAAGAAAUAUGAAGACUUUUUGAAGAGUCUGGAAGAGAGAGACGCGGACACACCGGAGGACGCAGACGAGACUCCGGGGGAUCAGAUCCUCCGCGGUUAUGUUAAACGUUAUGGCGGCUUUUUGCGGAAAUUCGGCCCCAAGUCAAAGAGGAGUAGUUCGGUGGAGCAGGAGAGCCAGGAGCCCGAGGAGCUGCAGAAGCGGUACGGAGGCUUCAUGAGGAGAGUCCGACCAAAGUUGAACAACCUGAAGUGGGACAAGCGGUACGGAGGCUUUCUGCGCCGCCACUUCAAAAUCUCUGUGCGCUCAGUGGAGGAGCCCUAUUACUCCUACGACACGCAGAGCCUAUAGACGCACACCCAGAGAAACUCAAAGGAACUUGCACAGGUUUACUUGAAAUGCCAUAAUUUAUCUAAAAAGUAUCAUAUGCCUGCCUAACUUGCUUAGACUCGACUGCCUUCUGUGUAACAUUUCUGUUAUUUGCCGUCGUCUCUCCUCCAAUAAAUGCUUGUUUAAUAAAAUCA